CAACAACCUCAGGUAAAUCAGACAAAGAAGCAGAUGUGUCUAUUCGAUUCAAAGGAAAACCUCAAGUGCCCCGUGGUGUAUCUGAUGGAGGGUAUUAAUCCUGAUAUGGAAUACUCUUCACUCGAAAGCGUCUCAUCGAAUGAAGACAUACUGUCUGAACUUCCCCCGUUGGAAAAAAUUUUAUCUCCAGUCAAAAAUCUCUUAGAAAAAGUUCUCGACACCAGCCCUGGCUCCUUACCAUCUGCCUAA
Messenger RNA from Acaulospora colombiana, 249 nucleotides. Lineage: Eukaryota; Fungi; Glomeromycota; Glomeromycetes; Diversisporales; Acaulosporaceae. The record is from the annotation of a GenBank genome assembly.